Molecule: messenger RNA, 1368 nt
Organism: Bombyx mandarina (wild silkworm)
Lineage: Eukaryota; Metazoa; Arthropoda; Insecta; Lepidoptera; Bombycidae
Product: glyceraldehyde-3-phosphate dehydrogenase 2
Biological process (GO): glucose metabolic process; glycolytic process
Cellular component (GO): cytosol
Molecular function (GO): NAD binding; NADP binding; glyceraldehyde-3-phosphate dehydrogenase (NAD+) (phosphorylating) activity
Source: RefSeq, a predicted model, not a curated record
AUUCCAACUUGACAGAUUUUGUGAAUUUGUCGGAAUUUGUCCUUCAUCUGACAUUUUAAAACUCCAUCUUGUACUGAACGUACGUGGUGGUGGUCAGUUAUUCAACAAAUUUUCUAUAACUUGCCGAGAACAUGUCAAAAAUUGGAAUCAAUGGAUUUGGCCGCAUUGGCCGUUUGGUGCUCCGUGCUUCUAUUGAAAAAGGAGCUCAAGUGGUCGCUAUAAAUGACCCUUUCAUCGGUCUUGACUAUAUGGUUUAUCUUUUCAAGUAUGAUUCCACCCAUGGCCGUUUUAAGGGCAGUGUUGAGGUUCAGGAUGGAUUCCUUGUUGUUAAUGGUAACAAAAUUGCUGUUUUCUCAGAAAGGGACCCUAAGGCCAUUCCGUGGGGAAAAGCUGGGGCUGAAUAUGUUGUAGAGUCUACUGGUGUCUUUACCACUACAGAUAAAGCAUCUGCUCACUUGGAGGGAGGUGCUAAAAAAGUUAUUAUAUCAGCUCCCAGUGCUGAUGCCCCCAUGUUUGUUGUGGGUGUUAACCUAGAAGCUUAUGACCCCUCUUUUAAGGUCAUCUCAAAUGCUUCUUGCACCACAAACUGUCUUGCCCCACUUGCAAAGGUUAUUCAUGAUAACUUUGAAAUUGUUGAGGGCUUGAUGACUACUGUUCAUGCCACAACUGCUACACAGAAAACUGUUGAUGGACCUUCUGGAAAAUUAUGGCGUGAUGGCCGUGGUGCUCAACAAAACAUCAUUCCUGCCUCUACUGGUGCUGCCAAAGCUGUGGGUAAGGUUAUCCCUGCUCUUAAUGGCAAGCUGACUGGAAUGGCAUUCCGCGUCCCUGUUGCUAAUGUAUCUGUUGUUGAUCUAACUGUUCGUCUUGGAAAACCUGCAAGCUAUGAAGCCAUCAAGCAAAAGGUCAAGGAGGCAGCUGAAGGUCCUUUGAAGGGCAUUCUCGGGUAUACUGAAGAUCAAGUUGUGUCCUCAGACUUCAUUGGUGAUUCACACUCUUCAAUCUUUGAUGCUGCCGCUGGAAUUUCUUUGAAUGACAACUUUGUGAAGCUGAUCAGUUGGUACGACAAUGAAUAUGGUUAUUCCAGCAGAGUCAUUGAUCUCAUCAAGUACAUUCAAUCUAAAGAUUAAACUCUUGAUCUAAUGUAUGAAUGUAAGGAUAUUUUUCAACAUGUACGUCGAGAUUAUCUAUCGGCUUAAAUAUAAGUUAAGAUUAUUAUUAUUUUUUGUAAAUUAUUUUACUACUUUGAAUAGUAGUACACUGCUUGUUAUUUAGAAAAUACUUAUAGAAAUGGUUUGCUAUAUUCAAGUAUUUGACGAAAUCACAAAAAUAACUUAUGCAGUUGCAAAUAAAAUAUUAUUCAAUCAA